AUGGGGAUUGUGAAAUUUGAUGAUGCAUCCAAUACAGAGAACCCAUUACCUAACCAUGGGGAUAAGGGAAUAAAUGCGAUAAUCGAGAGUUUGGGGAAAGAAAUUAAGAUGAGUAUUGCAGAAGUGAAUACCUUGUUGGAGGAAGUUUGGAAGAAAAUGGUGGAAAGAGGGAGCCUGGAAGAAGCAGAUGUGUGUGCCUCCGAAGAGGGGUCGACGAAGGACGUUUACAAAGUCAACCACCCAGUGGUUAUCAUAUCACGUCCGAGAAUGAAUGAAGCCGGGGCACAAGUUGAGCCAAAAGUCGUGAUCCAAAAGCCCGUUGCUUUUCCUUAUAAAGAUAGCAAAAGGGUACCGUGGAACUAUAGCUACAAUGUGACAUUCUCGGGAGAGGAGACCCCGAUCAAUGCAUCAGAGGAAGUUCAAGACGAAGGUUUUUAUACACACAGCGGAAGGCGUUAUACCCCAAAUACAAAAGUCGAGCAGGUUAAAGAAAAAUUAUUAGCAAUUGAGCAAAAGAAAGAGAAGCCGGCGGGGCCUGAACCAAAUGUUAAUGAAUCAAUGACUGAAAAAGAAGCCAAGGAAUUCUUAAAAUUCCUAAAGCACAGCGAAUAUAGUAUCGUAGAACAGUUGCACAAACAGCCAGUGCGUAUAUCGGUACUGGCCUUACUUUUAAGUUUCGAAACCCAUCGCAGCGCAUUGAUGAAGGUGCUGAAUGAAACUUAUGUUGCUAACGAUAUCUUUGUAAACAAACUGGACCGCUUAGUCAACAAUAUAAGCGCCGACAACUUUAUAUUCUUCAAUGACGAUGAGGUACCGCCAGGGGGCCGAGGAUCAACUAAAGCUUUGCACAUCACGACUCACUGUAAAGGGUACACGUUACUGGGGGUAUUGAUUGACAAUGGGUCUGCACUGAAUGUCCUACCCCUCUCUACGCUGAGUAGGUUGCCAGUGGAUAGUUCCCAUAUGAAGACAUGCCAAAAUGUAGUGAGAGCCUUUGAUGGCACGGAAAGGAAGGUAAUGGGGAGAAUUGAAGUACCCCUCUUAAUCGGGCCGAGCACAUACGAGGUAGAUUUCUUGGUCAUGGACAUUAAGCCUUCGUAUAAUUGCUUAUUGGGGAGACCAUGGAUACACUCGGCGGGGGCAGUCCCUUCAUCGCUGCAUCAAAAGUUGAAAUUAGUGACCGAAGGUCGGUUAGUAACAAUCAAUGCUGAAGAGGACAUCAUUGCGGUAAUAACCAGUGAUGCCCCAUAUCUGGAGGCAAAUGAUGAAGUAAUCGAGUGCUCUUUUCGAUCUUUGGAGUUUGUGAAUGCGACGUUCAUCAUCGAAGGAAAUAAGAUUCCAAUGCCCAGGUUAUCUGAGACUACAAGAAUAGGACUACGGCUAACUAUUGGAAAAGGGGCUCUACCCGGAAGGGGACUCGGGAGAUACCUCCAAGGAAGGAUUAAUGUACCAAUGAUGAAGGACAAACAAGACCGUUUUGGGUCUCCAGAUAUCAAUGACGCGAGUGACAUUGCUACUAAUUCAGAAUCUCCUUUUGAGCGAGAUAUGUGUCUGGAGGGAUCCCAAGACUUUGAGGAUGACGGAGACUGUAACUUAUCCCCUGAUUUGUUAAGGAUGGUAGAACACGAGGAGAAACAGAUUCUACCCCACAAAGAGACUGUAGAAGUCGUGAACUUGGGAGAUGAACUAGAAAUGAGAGAAGUAAAGAUCGGAGCUUGCAUCACCACAGAGACAAAGCGGGACCUUAUUGAGUUACUCCAAAAGUUCAAGGAUGUCUUUGCAUGGUCAUAUCAGGAUAUGCCUAGGCUAAGUACUGACCUUGUGGUACACAGGCUCCCCAUCAAAGAAGAAUGCAAGCCAGUUCAGCAAAAGCUUCGAAGGAUGCGGCUCGAUGUUCUAUUGAAAAUAAAAGAGGAGGUCAAGAAGCAAUUUGAUGCUGGUUUCUUACAAGUAGUUAAGUACUCGGAAUGGGUAGCCAACAUCGUCCCCGUCCCUAAAAAAGAUGGAAAGGUACGGAUGUGUGUAGACUACAGAGACUUAAACAAGGCCAGCUCGAAAGAUAAUUUCCCGUUGCCUCAUAUCGACACCUUAGUGGUCAAUACGGCAGGUUACUCACUCUUCUCCUUCAUGGAUGGUUUCUCAGGGUACAAUCAGGUCAAGAUGCAUCCUAAAGACAUGAAUAAAACCAUAUUUGUGACUAUGUGGGGAACCUUUUGCUAUAAAGUAAUGCCGUUCGGAUUGAAAAAUGCGGGAGCAACAUAUCAGAGAGCCAUGGUAACCCUAUUUCAUGAUAUGAUGCAUAAAGAAAUUGAAGUCUAUGUCGACGACAUGAUCGCCAAAUCUCGGACUGAAGAAGAGCAUGUGCAAGUCUUGAGGAAAUUAUUUUUGAGGUUGAGAAAAUUCCAGUUGAAACUCAAUCCCGCAAAAUGUACCUUCGGAGCCAGGUCAGGUAAACUGCUAGGAUUCGUGGUCAGUGGAAAAGGGAUUGAGAUUGACCUAGAUAAAGUCAAAGCCAUACAAGAGUUACCUCCACCACGUACUCAGAAGGAAGUUCGAGGAUUCCUAGGAAGACUAAAUUACAUCGCUCGGUUUAUUUCACAACUAACCGAGAAAUGUGACCCCAUAUUCCGUCUCCUUAAGAAACACAACCCUGAUGGUUGGGACGAGGAAUGCCAGAAGACUUUCGACAAAGUUAAGCAAUAUUUGUCUAAUGCCCCAGUGUUGACACCACCUAAUCCAGAUAAGCCACUGAUACUGUAUUUGACGGUAUUUGAAAAUUCUAUUGGAUGUGUGCUUGGCCAACACGAUGAAUCAGGAAGGAAAGAAAGAGCGAUAUAUUACCUCAGUAAAAAGUUUACUGAGUGUGAGACGAGAUACUUCAUUGAAAAGUUGUGCUGUGCCUUGAUCUGGACAACCCGAAGACUGAGACAAUACAUGUUGUAUCACACAACUUGGCUAAUCUCUAAAAUGGACCCUUUGAAGUACUUGAUGGAGUCGACUGCCUUGAACGGGAGAAUGGCUCGAUGGCAAAUUUUACUUUCUGAAUUUGAUAUAGUCUAUGUGAACUAGAAGGCCGUAAAAGGGAGUGCGAUGGCAGAUUUCCUAGCCAGCAGAUCUCUAGAGGACUACGAGCCUCUAAACUUUGACUUCCCAAAUGAAGAUCUAAUGUACGUAGCAACCACUGAAGAAGACCUUCAAGAAGGUCAUCCUUGGAAGCUAAACUUUGACGGAGCAUCGAAUGCCGUGGGCAAUGGAAUCGGGGCAGUCCUGGUAUCCCCGAGCGGAGAUCAUUAUCCCUUCACUAGUAAAUUAGAUUUUGACUGUACGAACAAUAUGGCAGAAUAUGAAGCAUGCAUCAUGGGAAUACGUGCGGCCAUAGAACGUAAAAUCAAGAUGUUAGAGGUAUAUGGAGAUUCUGCCCUAGUGAUUUAUCAACUCAAAGAUGAAUGGGAGACAAGAGAUCCCAAAUUGAUCAAUUACCAGAGGUUGAUCCUUGAGUUAAUUAAAGAGUUUGAUAAUAUUGUCUUCUACUACCUCCCACGAGAAGAAAAUCAAAUGGCUGACGCCCUAGCAACUUUAGCUUCUAUGAUUAAGGUGAACCAACCAGAGGAUGUGAAGCCAAUCUAAAUUAGCAUUUACGAGGCCCCGGCUCAUUGUUACAACCUCGAAGAAGAAGAGGAAAAUGAUGAUUGCCCUUGGUACCACGAUAUCCUACGAUAUGUGAAGAAUUGUGAGUACCCCGACCAAGCUACUGAGAACGACAAGAGAACGUUGAGAAGACUGGCCAGUGACUAUGUCUUAGAUGGGGAGAUCCUAUACAAAAGAAGGAAGGAUCAGGUACUAUUAAGAUGUGUAGACGCCAUUGAGGCUAAGAAAAUCUUAGAAGAAGUCCACGAGGGCGGUUGCGGGACACAUGCUAAUGGUUUUACAAUGGCCAGGCAAAUUAUGAGGUUCGGUUAUUAUUGGUCCACCAUGGAAGAAGACUGUAUUAACUAUGCCAAAAGAUGUCAUAAGUGCCAAAUCUAUGGAGACAAGAUUAAUGUACCUCCCUCACCUCUAUAUGUCAUGACCUCGCCAUGGCCUUUCUCGAUGUGGGGCAUAGAUGUGAUUGGGCCAAUUUCGCCAAAAGCUUCAAAUGGGUAUCGUUUCAUCUUUGUGGUCAUCGAUUAUUUCACCAAAUGGGUGGAGGCCGCUUUAUAUGCCAAUGUCACUAAAUCAGCAGUUAGCAAGUUCCUGAAAAAGGAAAUCAUCUGUCGAUAUGGAAUACCGGAAAGGAUCAUAUCUGACAAUGUAUUGAAUUUGAACAACAGCACGAGAGCGGAUGUCUGCAGUCAGUUCAAGAUUAGACACCACAACUCGUCACCGUAUCGCCCGAAGAUGAACGGAGCAGUCGAAGCAGUCAAUAAGAACAUCAAGAAGAUUGUAGGAAAGAUGAAAGAAACUUAUAAAGAUUGGCAUGAGAAGCUACCAUUCGCCCUCUAUGCUUAUCGAACGUCUAUCAGAACUUCUACUGGGGCAACACCUUUCUCAUUAGUCUAUGGAAUGGAGGCAGUUUUACCUAUCGAGGUCAAGAUUCCUUCCCUCAGAGUUUUGUCAGAAGUAAAGAUGGAUGAAGCAGAAUGGAUCCAGUCCCGAUACGAUCAGCUGAAUUUGAUUGAAGAAAAGAGGCUACGGACUAUUCACCAUGGUCAGAUGUACCAAAAGUGAAUGAUUCGAGCUUACAACAAAAAGGUUCGUCCCAGAGAGUUCCACAAGGGAGACCUAGUACUGAAAAAGAUCCUACCCAUACAAAAAGACUUCAGAGGAAAAUGGAUGCCGAAUUGGGAAGGGCCUUAUGUGGUGAAGAAAGCCUUUUCUGGCGGAGCAUUGAUAUUGGCUGAAAUGGAUGGCAAGACCUUAUCCAAUCCUGUGAAUUCGGAUUCGGUUAAGAAAUACUUCGCCUAA
Messenger RNA from Gossypium arboreum, 4944 nucleotides. RefSeq lists its product as uncharacterized. The record is from RefSeq and is a predicted model, not a curated record. NCBI's taxonomy places the organism in Eukaryota, Viridiplantae, Streptophyta, Magnoliopsida, Malvales, Malvaceae. Gene Ontology annotation, molecular function: nucleic acid binding; RNA-DNA hybrid ribonuclease activity. Gene Ontology annotation, biological process: DNA integration.